Molecule: messenger RNA, 1836 nt
Organism: Penicillium antarcticum
Lineage: Eukaryota; Fungi; Ascomycota; Eurotiomycetes; Eurotiales; Aspergillaceae
Exons: 5
Coding region: 1-1836 (611 amino acids)
Biological process (GO): transmembrane transport; oligopeptide transport
Cellular component (GO): membrane
Molecular function (GO): dipeptide transmembrane transporter activity
Source: RefSeq, a predicted model, not a curated record
AUGAACGCCUCCGAUCCCGUCGACGUGGCCGAAGUUGCCAAGUCCAAAGCCGUCUCUCAGGUCGGUAUCAAUGAAAAGGAUGAGUUAAGCAUUGAGCAGGCUCCUGUUCAGCAGGGAACCUUUUACACUGAGGAAGAUAAGACCGGCAGGGAGUAUCCCAGUGAUGAGGAUCUCCGCGACCUGCGCCGAGUCGCUGGCAAGGUUCCAUGGCCUGCAUACACCAUCGCCUUUGUGGAACUGUGCGAGCGAUUCUCUUACUACGGAACUACUGCUGUUUUCGUCAAUUUCAUUCAACGCCCUCUGCCUGACGGAUCUACCACUGGCGCUCUAGUCCCAGGCUCCGAUUUCAGCAAUGGUGUACCCGGUGCCCUCGGCAUGGGUCAACAAGCCUCCACUGGGUUAACAUUAUUCAAUUCCUUCUGGUCUUAUAUCAUGCCUUUGUUUGGUGCUAUGGUUGCUGAUCAAUAUUGGGGUCGAUUCCGCACCAUCUUUACGUCCAUUGGUUGUGCUUUGGUCGGCCACACUAUUCUCAUCAUCUCCGCCAUUCCUCAGAUCAUCGCUAGCCCCAAUGGCUCCAUUGCAUGCUUCUCCAUCGGUCUGAUCAUCAUGGGUGUUGGUACUGGUGGUUUCAAGUCCAACAUCUCCCCUCUCAUUGCGGAACAGUACCGUGAAGAGAAGCCUUACAUCCAGACGCUGCCCAGCGGCGAGCGUAUCAUCAUCGAUCCGGCUGCCACAGUCGCCCGUAUCUACCUCUACUUCUACAUGAUGAUCAAUAUUGGUUCGCUCGUUGGUCAGAUUUCGAUGGUUUACGCUGAACGUUAUGUCGGUUUCUGGUUAUCUUACCUUUUGCCCACGGCCAUGUUCUGUCUCUGUCCUACAAUCUUGUUCCUCUGUCGCAAGAAGUACUACCUCGUGGAGCCCACUGGAAGUGUUUACACCAAGGCUUUCAAGCUGUGGAAGUUGGCCAUGACGGGCCACUGGUCUCUCAACCCCAUGCGACUUUUCAAGAAGAGUGGUCCCGAUAACUUCUGGACGAAAGUGAAGCCCAGCACCCUCGGUGCCAACAAGCCAGCCUGGAUGGAUUUUGACGACGAGUGGGUUGACGAAGUUCGCCGUGGAUUGCUGGCUUGCAAAGUGUUCCUCUGGUACCCUCUUUAUUGGCUGGCAUACAACCAGAUGCUCAACAAUUUGACUUCUCAAGCUGCCACCAUGCGCCUGGGAGGUGUACCCAACGACAUUAUCAACAAUCUGAAUCCUUUCGCACUGAUCAUUUUCAUCCCAAUCUUUGAUAGGUUUGUGUACCCUGGCUUGCGCCGCAUGGGAUUCAACUUCACUCCUGUGAAGCGUAUCACUGCCGGUUUCAUUACCGCCGGUCUGUCCAUGAUUGUGGCCACCGUCACUCAGUACUACGUCUACAAGAUGGGCCCUUGCGGCAAGGAAGCCAACUACUGUUUGGAGGAAGAGGGCAAAUUCACCAACAUCUCCGUCUGGAUUCAGGCCCUGACUUACAUUCUCGGUGGUAUCUCCGAAAUCUUUGCCUCGAUCACCUCCCUGGAGUACGCCUUCACCAAGGCGCCCCGCAACAUGCGAUCUCUGGUGCAGGCCGUGGCUCUGGUGAUGAACGCCUUCUCCUCUGCAAUCGGUCAAGCCCUCGUUGGACUGUCUGUGGAUCCUCUUUUGGUGUGGAACUACGCCAUCGUUGCGAUCUUGGCAUUUGUCGGUGCUGCCGGCUUCUGGCUGAGCAACUACAAGACCGACCGAGAGGAAGAUUCCCUGAACAUGUUGCCCAACAGCAACUACGAAGGACGUCAAGAGAGAGACGAGGAAGUCAAAUAA